AUGGCACAGUCAGAUCAGCAAGUAAUGCGAAGAAAGCUUGUUAUUAUCGGCGACGGCGCUUGCGGCAAAACCUCUCUCCUCUCUGUCUUCACACUGGGUUACUUUCCCACUAGAUACGUCCCGACCGUUUUCGAAAACUAUGUAACCGACUGCAGAGUCGACGGCAAAUCCGUUCAACUCGCCCUUUGGGAUACCGCUGGCCAAGAAGACUACGAACGACUACGGCCGCUGGCUUACAGUCAAGCACAUGUCAUCCUCAUCGCAUUCUCGGUCUCAUCACCCGACUCAUUGCAGAACAUCACCACAAAAUGGCACCCCGAAGUCCUCGAUCGCUGCCCCAAUGUACCCAUAAUUCUCGUCGGCCUAAAGAAGGACCUCCGCGACGACCCAGUCGCGCAGGAAGAAAUGCGAAAACGGUCCGAGAAAUUCCUCCAAUUCGAAGAGGGCGAGGAAGUGCGUAAACGAAUCGGAGCGAAAAAGUAUUUGGAGUGUUCGAGUUUGACAGGCGAGGGGGUCGAUGAUGUGUUUGAGGCGGCGACGAGGCAGAGUUUGUUGAGUGGGGAGAGGAGUCAGGGGAGGGGAUGUUGUGUUAUUUUGUGA
Molecule: messenger RNA, 600 nt
Organism: Zymoseptoria tritici IPO323
Lineage: Eukaryota; Fungi; Ascomycota; Dothideomycetes; Mycosphaerellales; Mycosphaerellaceae
Gene: MgRho2
Product: rho2 like protein
Exons: 4
Coding region: 1-600 (199 amino acids)
Biological process (GO): small GTPase-mediated signal transduction
Molecular function (GO): GTPase activity; GTP binding
Source: RefSeq, a predicted model, not a curated record